CACAUGGGUUGAUCAUUCACCCGAGCCUCCAGCCAAACACGGCUGCGUAACGCGAUGCGUAAGAGACACGGCCAGACAAUUAUGCCCUUCAACAUUUUAUCAGCAAAACUUCAUAAACUACAUAUUUAACGUUGACAGGAGAAUUGCAAAGCUGUAUUUACUGUGUAAACUCGUUAAUGCUGAGUUCCCAAACGUCCUUCAUGGGUCUGUGUCACCCAAACCUGAACAUCCAGUUUCCUUCAGCCGGACCAGCAUAAAGCUCAGUGCUGGUGGACACAUCCAUCUCACACUCAGGACAGAGAGACUUGCGGGAACACAAGAUGGCUCAUUAUAAUCCACCAUUAUCAGCGUCUCCAUCAGACGAGGUCAAUCUGGGUGUGUCUGUCAAUCCUCAUGCCAAACCCACCGACUUCGACUUUCUGGCUGUGAUUGGUAAAGGGACAUUUGGGAAGGUGCUCUUAGCCAAAUUGAAAGCAGACGGGAAGUUCUACGCAGUGAAGGUUUUGCAGAAGAAGGUUAUAUUGAAGAAAAAAGAGCAGAAGAAUAUAAUGGCGGAGAGGAACGUUCUGCUCAAGAGCCUCAAACACCCAUUUCUGGUCGGCCUGCACUACUCUUUCCAGACCACCGAGAAGCUGUACUUUGUCCUGGACUAUGUCAAUGGUGGAGAGCUGUUUUAUCACCUGCAGCGGGAGCGCUGCUUCUCGGAGGCCCGAGCUCGCUUCUACUCCGCCGAGGUGGCCAGCGCCAUCGGAUACCUGCACUCCCUCAAUAUAGUGUACAGAGAUCUCAAGCCGGAAAACAUUCUGCUAGACUACCAGGGCCAUGUGGUGUUAACAGAUUUUGGUUUGUGUAAAGAAGGCAUAGAACCAGAAGGAACCACCACAACUUUUUGCGGCACUCCAGAGUAUCUGGCACCUGAGGUGCUCCGGAAAGAGCCGUACGACCGCACAGUGGACUGGUGGUGUCUUGGAGCAGUGCUCUAUGAGAUGCUUUUCAGCUUGCCUCCGUUCUACAGCCGCGAUGUGUCUGAGAUGUACGAUGCGAUCCUGCACAAGCCGCUGCACCUGCCGCCGGGGAAGUCCGAGGCCUCGGGACACCUGCUCCACGCACUCCUGCAGAAAGACCAGCGCCGCCGCAUCGGAGCCAUUGCUGAUUUUUUGGAGAUUAAAAAUCAUAUGUUCUUUGCCCCUAUAAACUGGGACGACCUCUACCACAAGCGCAUCACGCCUCCGUAUAACCCCAAUGUGAGAGGCCCUGCAGACCUUCAGCACAUUGACCCAGAGUUCACCCGAGAGAUGGUGCCGAACUCAGUGGGCCGAACGCCCGAGCCCACGCCCAGCCUAGCCACCAGCAGCUCCGGCGCCUUCACUGGCUUCUCCUACAUCUCUGGGGAAGAUGGCUUCCUCUGACCGGGGACGGGUUCCACACCGCCAGCUUAGCAAGAGCGUAUGCUUCUGGACGACUCUGGAAGAACACUGGACUGUGAUCAGGGUAAAUGCUGCGAUGCAGGAAACACAGAGGAGUUUUGCUCACUUUGUAUUCAUAAUAAAAGGGAUAUUUCAUCAGUGUGCGUUGCACACUUGUUUGUUGUGUAAGGACAUUGCAGGAGAUGUUUUUGUUGAUUGCACCACUGGAAAAGCAACUUGCAAAAUCUGUAAAAGUCUAUAUUUCUGCUCGUGCUCGUCACUUAGGGACUGUGGAUCUGUAGGUUGGCACUGUUCUCAUCUAUGCUCUUUGAUCUAUGAUUACUGGAACAAGCAUCAUGGGGGAAAUAACAGUUUUUCUUUGUAACAUUUUGUGCAAAACUUAAAAAUGUCAUAUAAUCAAAUCUAUAUUAUGAAUGAUCCAUAAAUGUGAACGUAUAUGACUGUGCUUUAUGAAAUCAUGUAUUAAUGUCUUGAGAAGUGUAAUACCACUGACAAAUAUACAAAAUAUAUUUUUUUCUCAUUGUAGCUAAACAGAUAUAUUGCUAAUAUUGUUACAUAUUUUUGUUUAAAGUUUAAUAAAAUCUUUGCUAAAAUGUAUAUAAUAAAUUAUUAAAUAUAUUUAAAGUGAGAGAGAAAGACAGAGAGAGAGAGAACUUUCGAUCAUCGGUAACACAGUGGUUGUUUAUUUCUCUAAAAAUUUGAUAUAUGGCAGCUACAUUUGCUACCAUAUAACUGUAGACUUGUAACUGUAACUUACAUAUAACUGUAACUUGAAUAUAACUCACUUAGACAAUCACAGAUUAUCACAGAGUUAAUGUCAAACACAAAGAGUCCCAUUGAGAUCCACUGGAUGGAAUUGCAGAGAUGUGCAUAAAUUCCCCAAAACUGUAUGUGCUCAGUUGAGAUGGGUGAUGUUUUUAUCCGAUAAGAAGACAUGCGCAUAAACUAUUAUGGAAACAUAUUUACCACAUAAAUCCCUCAAUGCACAACAAAAAACUCACAUGAUUUUGUCUUAACAGGGGAUGUGAUUAAUAACUGGAAUCGUCAAAUGGGGUUGGUUGAAAAAAAAAAA
This is a messenger RNA of Pimephales promelas (fathead minnow), 2499 nucleotides long. It is a transcript of the gene sgk2a, whose product is annotated as serum/glucocorticoid regulated kinase 2a. Lineage: Eukaryota; Metazoa; Chordata; Actinopteri; Cypriniformes; Leuciscidae. The record is from RefSeq and is a predicted model, not a curated record. Gene Ontology annotation, biological process: protein phosphorylation. Gene Ontology annotation, molecular function: ATP binding; protein serine/threonine kinase activity.